UGGUCACUGGCCAGUGGCCAGGGAGUUAACGAGUGGUGACAAGUCGCGCACGAACUUCUGGUGAGACUUGAGAGGUGUCUCUCUCUCUCUCCCGCCAUUGAAGUAACUUACUGUUAUCUGUAUCUCACACUAAGAAUUAGAAUCAAAAUGAGGUUGUUGUUCUCUGUCUCCGCUUCUGCUUCUGCUUCUAUUUUUCUAAAUCCUUCAUCUCAUCCACUUCAUCUUCCUCAGGGUUCACUCAUCCAACCUUGUAAGUUUCGGAUUCUCUCGGAGCAGAGUCUCUGUUUGAGGCUCACAACUUUCCGUUUGAGUUGCAGGAGAAGGGGAACUUUCAUAUGUGCAGCCAAAAAUCAAGAAGCCGAGGAUGCUUUCAAGAAGACCGUCGAAAUCGAUAUACUUAUAGAUAUGCUUAGGGAAGCUAAUCCUCACCAGCUUCAGAAAAUUGUUCUUGAGAAUAUCCUUGCUUUCAAUCCAACCUUCUGGAUACGACUUGCGGCAAGGUCUGACACAUGCAAGUCUGAGGAUGAUAAAAAAGAUUACGAAGAGUUGGCUGCAACUGUUAUGAACGUUGUGGAUCGCGUGGUUCAUAAGACCAAGGAGAAGAUAGAGUCUGCCACUGAUGUCCUGAAGGGUGUGCUAAAACCUGUGGUUGACAAUGAAGGAGAGAUUUCAUGGCCUCCAAGAGAUCCUCAGGGACUCACAUUGAUGGAAAUGGAGAUACGUCAAAGGGAACAAGAAGGACAGCUAGAUGAAGGCUUCCUUGCUGAAGUUAAUGCACAACUACGACAAGCAAAGGAAGAUGGCGAUAAGCCUGGUCUUGAGGCUAUGUUGCAAAAGGUUUUGCAACUUUAUGCUUCAACUGUUCUCUCGAGACGAAGUUACGCUAUGAAAGGGACUGAAGUUUUGAAGGAUGAACAAUUCCUUGAAAAUAUAAUCCAAGCUCGUGAAGAAGAAUGGAACAAUAUUUUGAUCAAAGGAUUGACAAUUGGUGCUGGAGAUAUUUCACCAGAGGAGCUCGAUGCUGUCGUCAAGAAACGAAUUGAGCGCACUCUAAUUAGAACGGAGGGAGGUUCUUACCAACAGCGGAUUUUGACUGAAUACCUGAAAGGCAUCGAAACCAGAGCGGAAGAGAUUGUUCAGGUGCUUCAGGGGAAACCAUAAUUGCUGGCUUGGCAGUGGAAUGUCUUCAGUGGAUCAUUGUUUGCGGAGGUCAUGAAGCAAGUGCAUUGUGAGUUGGAGAAGUUAUAGGGGUAGCAAUCUACCUACACGGAUCAGAAUAUAACUUGGCUACCAUGUUUGGGUUUUGUUCAGCUGGUUAUAAAUAUUGUCGCCGAAAAUGGCAUAUAAAAAAAUGUAGAGAAGAAAACAAAAGAAAGUAUUGUUGUGGAGUGUAGAAUGUGGAACGUUUAUUUCUUAGCAAAUUGAUAUAGAGCUGUAAAGAGACAAUUGUUUUGAGAGUAUACCAAGCAAUACAGAACUUUUUCUUUUUUCUUUUGGCAAUAAUGACUUAU
This is a messenger RNA of Arachis stenosperma, 1511 nucleotides long. RefSeq lists its product as uncharacterized. The transcript is spliced from 11 exons. The coding region runs from base 148 to 1161 and encodes 337 amino acids. The record is from RefSeq and is a predicted model, not a curated record. NCBI's taxonomy places the organism in Eukaryota, Viridiplantae, Streptophyta, Magnoliopsida, Fabales, Fabaceae.